AUACAUUACUAUAAUUGUAGAAUGGCUGAUACCUUUAACUCUGCAUAAAUACACUUUUUAAUAUUAUUUUACAUGAUUUUCUAAUAGUUUGCCUAAGAAACAUAUCUCACUCGGAACAUUUUAGCACAUUAUACACAUAUCUAAAGUAUUUAGUUGUAACAGGAUAUAGGGGAGACAUGAUAGGUGGAUGUAUUAUCAGAACAGAAUAGACAAGGUUAUAUCAUUGCCCCUCAAAAAGAUUCUUUCUAGAUGCAGUACAUGGGAAGCAUGCAAGAAACCUGUUUUAAACAAAGUGUGGAAUGUCUGCUUGUCAAAUAAAGAGGGGUAAUCAAAGAUAUGCAAAUUCACAGGCAAACAGAUACACAUAUCUUAAAGGAGAAUAAUAACAUGAACAGUAUUACUUUCUCUUAGCAAGCGAAUAGGCCUAUUAUAAACAUAGAACAUAGAUGCAUAGAACUUAAUGUUUCCUACAUUUUGAACUGAAGAAAUCUCAAAGCUAAAAUUGUAAUAAUGUGAAAUAGUACAAUUUUAUCUGUUGAAUGAUAUCCUCAUAUCUGAACCACACAUGUUUCAGUAUCUUAAGCUUAGAACUGGAAAGAGAAAUAAGGAUGAAGGAAAAAAGACUUAGUGAAAGGAUGCACAAGUUUUCCUGAUGAAAUGACUCUACUAGAAAGUGUCAUUUCUUAAAAUAUUAGCUGAGGAAAGCAUUUUCUUUUAGCAGCAAAGCAAUAUAUGUCAGUCCUUAUUACUGAACAUCUGCCAUGUUCUCUGCACUACAUAUAAUAAGGACAAAAUUUAGUUCAGGUUCAAAAGCAAAAACUGCUGAAAGACACAAAGUGCUCACAGAGUGACUGUCUGCAGUACCUUAGAUAGCCACAACUUCAGCACAAUCCUGAAAAACUAUGCAUCUGUGUUCAGAUGCUAGAAUCAUGAAAGGGCCAGUGAACCAGUCUGCAAGACCAAAUUGUCUAAUGUGACUUCCUGACCUGGUUGAAAAGCAACUAACCAUGUUUGCCAAAAUCACUAGAAGCAGUGAGAACCUAUUUAUAGCAAACUCAUCAUUUGCUUUGUGCAUGGGCCUAUAUGUAAGAGGUCAUUCUUUGGUGAGAACUGUUGAGCUUAGAACUUAGACUCAUGAGAAAAGAACACUGAGACAUUAACAAUAUUCAUUCUUUGAUUCCUCAUGGACAUGCUUAAAGCCACCUGCAGAUAAUUUUAUCUUCAACACAACUAAGCCUGCUUUUUUUAACCUGGAGAUGUACUUCACUAUGAGUGUAAAGAGGGGUUUGAAAUCACUAAAAUCAGUGACACCAUGGUGUGCACUGAGAAAGGUUGGGAACCUACUCUGCCUAGAUGUGUGGGUAAGUUAAUGAAACACCAGUCUAAUAACCCCGUUGUCUAAAUCAGUUCAUCAAGAAUAUUUUCCUGUUGCAUUUACACUUGGGUACACUUAAAAAUAUUAUAAUCCUAAAUUAUUUUUCAGAAAUUGGCUUUUCAAAUAGAAACUUUUAAAAAGUAGAAUAAUUCAAGAUAAUUAAUCAUGUAUUUAAUUUUCUCCCAUUUGUUCUUCCAGUAAUUUCUAAAUAUUAGCUAUAACUUUCUCAAUAAUAAUCUAUUUAUCAUAUAUUCACAGAUUUUAAAUAAAAAACAUAAAAAUAAUAUAAAUAAUAAAAAGGAUAAUCAUAUCUCAUUAUAAUCAUCCAUCCACAGUCUAUGUCAGGGAUAUCUGUUGAAAUAUUGUUAAAGCAGCUUUUUAUUGUUUAGAUCAAAUUCCUUAUUUGACCUAACCUACUUGAUACUUAUUGACCUAACCUACUUGAUAUUUAUUUUGAUGGAUGUAUAUGUACAAACUAAUUGAUUUAUCGAGAAAUAUUUUUUAAAGAUUAAUCACAAGAUUCUUCGUUUCAAAAGACUUGAUAAUCUAGCUCCCCCAAAAACUAUAGAUCCAUUGCCCAAGACAGACCAAUCUAAUGGAUCCAUAGUGGCACUACAGAAUCGCAUGGUAAUCAGGGUGUGAUCUAAGACACUGAAAGCUCCCCCAAUUUCAGAUGACACAGCCAAAACUCCAACAGGAAACCAGAUCUGGAGUAUGAUCAUUAUCCCAUGUUGGGCUCUGGUUAAGCCCAUGAUCAUCAAGAUGUGCAUGAACUCCUGAGACAUCUGACUCCACUCCUAGAGAAGGCAAAUGGAAGUCCUCUGAAGUCUGGGGAACUACACUGCCAUCCUAGAAAUGGAAUGAAAGAGCUCAGGCAGGGAGGAUAUUGUACAGCAGGAACAAUAGCAACAAUCCCAGUUAAUCCCUAGAGGACAGUUUAAUGAAUAGGGUCUCACACCUCUCAGAAGCCAUAAGGGAUUCCCAGAUGACAAUCAGCACCACCACUCCACUCCAGUAUAAUACUGGGAAAUUCUGAGGAAUGUAUAGUAGAACUCAUAUAAGGAAUAUGAAAUCAUGUUUAUUUUAUAUAUAAGUGCCUCAAGCCUUCUGGCAAGCAGUUUCAUUCUGAAAUCUACCUUAUUCUAUUUAAUUCAACAUUUGUAUAGCAUUUGUAUGUCAUACUCCAUUUUUUGAAAAUGGCGCAAUUGAUCCAAGAGAGGACGUAUUUCAGCAUAAAAUGGUGGUCCAUUUUAACUGUAACAGAGGAUUCACAAGAGUUGGCUCUGAAUCUGCACAAUGUUAUCACUUUGGAUGGUCUCCACUGCCUCCAGUCUGUAAAGGUAAAUAUGGGCAAUUUAAGAAUUAUUACUGUAUUUGAGGCAGGAGGAGGGAAAAUAGGGACAGGUUUUUUAAAAAAAUAUGUUCUGUUUUCUAGAUUGUGUGAGGAAAGCCAAUCAUUGGCCAAUAAACAGAUUUCUCUUAGCAGGAUGCUUUGAAUGAACAUCUCCAUUUAUAGAUAUGCAACAUAACAGCAAAACUGUAUUCGUAAAUUGUAAAUAGAAAAUGUUUAUAUGAAUAGUAAUAUUGUUUUCAGGAUUUUUUUAUAUUUUAGAGGCAAUUUCUUUUUCAUUAUAUUAAUAGGACUUUUGAAAAAGAAGUCAGAUAGCAGAAUUACAAGCCUAUUGUAAUAUACUGUUUUGACACUCUCAAUACAGAUGUUUAUUAGGCUUAAACAGAUCACCUACACAAAACCAGAAAUGCAUAUUGCAAAAAGAAAGAAAUGGUAGUUCUCCUGUAUUGACAAGUAACAGCUGGAUUGGCAGUCUGUUUUUUAUUGCGGUCAUUAAAAAACACACCAUUUUUAUUAAACUUUAUAAAAGAUUACAACUAGAACAGUAAAAAUACAAAGAAAAAAAGAAGAAAAAGAAGUGCAGAAAAGGAUGAAAAAGAGAAAGAAAAACAGAAAAGAAAAAAUAUUAAGAGUAUCACAAAGAAAAUAUAUAUAAAGAAGUAACAAUAACAAAGUUGGAAGGGAACUUGAAGAUCUUCUAGUAUAACCCUCUGCUCAAGAAGAAGCAUACAAAAAGAAAAAAUGAUGAACAAAUAAUAAGAAAAACAUUCCAUUAACACCUUCUAGGAAAAUAAAAUGAUGAAAAUGUUAAAUCUUGUCAGGCAUUACCCAGGAUUUCUCAUGGCAUGGUUGCCGGUGAACUUAAAGCAGUAUAUCAGCAUGGUGAUCUUUUGGAAGUUCAGUGUGAUAUCUCAUUUGUACUUCAUGGAUCAAAAAUCAUAGAGUGUGUGGAUGGUGAAUGGGCACCCUUACCAUCAUGCAUAGAAGAAGUAAAAACUUGUGGACCACCUCGAAAAAUUACAAAGGGAAUUCCUGUUGAUGCUAUGUCAUCCAUAUACAGGCAUGGUGAAACCGUGGAAUAUCAAUGCCAACGACGAUCUGUCAUUAUUGGGACCAACCCAGCCAAAUGUCUUCAUGGACAAUGGGAACUACCAUCAUGUCUUGUUAAUCCACGAAGUUGUGCACGUGUACAGCAUGCAGACUUUCAACCAGGAAAUUUGUUUAAGACCAACCAGUUUGCAAUCUACCGCUGUGGUUCCAAUCUGCAUCAAACAAAAUGUGUCGAUGGAUCAUGGUUUCCUAAGCCACAGUGUAAAGAAACCUGCCCUCCACCACCUCAGCUUCCCAAUGCCAUCAAUAUAGCCGAGAUGAGAAUCUACAGGAGUGAAGAAGAAAUUAGCUUCAAGUGUCGAGACAAUUUUAUUCUUCAUGGCCCACCAAAAAUAAAAUGUGAAGAUGGAAAAUGGCAAACACCUCCACGCUGUCUUGCUCUAAAUAAAUGAAUGACAAGUUAUAUAUAGCACCCUACUUCAACCAGAUGAUGGAUGUUAGAAAUCAUAUAUCCUUCCCUUUAAUAUGACAACGUGAAACUGGAUUGUCUACAACUAUAAACUUUGGAUCUCAACCUAAAAGUCUAUUUUGGAAAUGCCAAAUUUUACCAACUUUAUGGAGAAAAUGAGAACACUUAUAAACAACUUUACAGACCAUCUUUAAAGCAGAUAAAAUAUUAUAAUGGAACAUUGUAAAUAACUGUUUAAAAAUACAUUGAAAGUGAGGAAAUUUCCUUUUUGCUAGAUACAUUUUAGCUGUAAACAUUUGAUUAAUCUGAAUGAUCAGUCAGCAAUCCAUCUUAAAGCAAUGACAAUAGAUAAUAGUAAUUGAGAUUUUUAGCAUAUAGUGUUAAAUUCUUCAAAAAAAUAAAAAAAUCUAAAACUGA
Messenger RNA from Crotalus tigris (Tiger rattlesnake), 4662 nucleotides. RefSeq names its product complement factor H-related protein 5-like. The record is from RefSeq and is a predicted model, not a curated record. The transcript has 6 exons. NCBI's taxonomy places the organism in Eukaryota, Metazoa, Chordata, Lepidosauria, Squamata, Viperidae. The coding region runs from base 3572 to 4228 and encodes 218 amino acids.